GAUGGCCCCGGCGCGGGGGGCCGCCUAGCAUGGCCCGGGGAGGGGCGCCCCCCGCCUCGUCGCCUGGCCCCGAGCCCCUGCCCCGCCGCGCCUUGCGGAAGCUGCUGCUCCUGCUCGGCUCCCUCCUCAUGUCUCUCUACGCCAGCUACUGCCUCGCCGGGGCGGCGCGCGUCCUCACCCGGGAGCCGGCCCCGAUCCCGGCCGGUCAAGGCGACGAGGCGCCCGGCACGCCCCGGGACCCCUUGCUGCAAGCCCAGCCGGGGGGAGAGGGCAACAAGCGGCUGCCCCAGGCGGUGAUCAUCGGCGUUAAGAAGGGCGGCACCCGGGCGCUGCUCGAGUUCCUGCGCGUGCAUCCCGAUGUGAGGGCGGCGGGCGCCGAGCCCCACUUCUUCGACCGCAACUAUGGCAGGGGACUCGCCUGGUACAGGGAAUUAAUGCCAAGAACUCUGGAUGGGCAGAUCACCAUGGAGAAAACUCCCAGCUACUUUGUCACCAAGGAAGCCCCGGCUCGGAUCUCUGCCAUGUCGAAGGACACCAAGCUCAUUGUGGUAGUGAGGGACCCGGUCACCCGAGCCAUCUCUGACUACACGCAGACUCUCUCCAAGAAGCCGGACAUCCCCACCUUUGAGAGCCUGACCUUCAAAAACAGGACUACAGGCCUCAUUGACACCUCCUGGAGCGCCAUCCAGAUCGGCAUUUACGCCAAGCAUCUGGAAAACUGGCUCCUGUAUUUCCCCAUUGGGCAGAUCCUUUUUGUCAGCGGGGAGAGGCUCAUCAGUGACCCGGCCGGCGAGUUAGGCCGAGUGCAGGACUUCCUGGGCCUCAAGAGGAUCAUCACGGACAAACACUUCUAUUUCAAUAAAACCAAGGGUUUCCCCUGCCUGAAGAAGGCCGAAGGCAGCAGCAAGCCCCACUGCCUGGGCAAAACGAAAGGGCGGACCCACCCCAACAUCGACCAGAAGGUGGUGCAGAGGCUGCGAGAGUUCUACAGGCCUUUCAACAUGAAGUUCUACCAGAUGACUGGACAUGACUUUGGCUGGGAUUGAGGCUGCAGGGGAGGGCAAUAAUUUAAACAAAUAAAAAAGAAAAAUAUAUUUUUGUACAUACCAAUAGAGAGGGGAAAUUAAUAUUUGUGCUAAUGUCUGGUGGUUCCAAUUAAUAUUUUCAUUUUGAUGCAAAUGUCAUGGUUUUCUCCUUUACUGGCUUUGUUGUUCCAAAUUUAUAGUACCCAAUUUAACAAAUACAGAAGACUGUCAAUUGAGGUAUGGCAAAUGAGUCCAAUAUCUUGGAAGACAUCUUUCAUGAUUUCCGUGUGACAUUUUUUGAGUUCUUAUGAAGUAACUUGGAGCCAUCUGUCUGUUACU
Molecule: messenger RNA, 1364 nt
Organism: Elgaria multicarinata webbii
Lineage: Eukaryota; Metazoa; Chordata; Lepidosauria; Squamata; Anguidae
Product: heparan sulfate glucosamine 3-O-sulfotransferase 3A1-like
Exons: 2
Coding region: 30-1046 (338 amino acids)
Molecular function (GO): [heparan sulfate]-glucosamine 3-sulfotransferase activity
Source: RefSeq, a predicted model, not a curated record